UGGAAUGUUGUGCUUCCCCACCAAUUAUACCCAGUUCGAGUACGAGUGGCAUCCCUAUCUAUCCGAGAACAUCGACUGUCCCUACACAUGGAAUCGCUUCAUGCAGCGUUGUGAAUGCCAAGAAGGAGUUAUAUACGCCAAGCGUAACCCUUUGACAAGUUCGGUCAUGCUCGAAGCUGAUGAAUGGCACAUUCCUUGCCCAAAGAGAGGUACCGGCUUGGCCUUGCCGGACAAUGGUUCUCACUGGCUCGACAGGGAUAUCCCUGCUCCAGAAAGAUGGCCUCAUAUAAUACCAGACUGUCACGGUCGCGGCAACUGGUCGGAACGGGAGGGAAUCUGCAUAUGCGAGGAGGGCUGGAGGACAACGUAUACUCCUGGCGGGACUCGCGAGUUCUGUGUCAAGAAUGUCACUACAACGCGCCCUCCCAACUCGACCCAUGCUCCGGUGUGGGGACGUAUUGUUGGGGUCACUCCUACUCCGGGGCAGUCCAACAGCAGUGAUACGCCGAUGAUCGUUGUUGCAAUACCGUUCCUUGUCGUCAUCGUCGGCCAACUUUUUGCUAUCCUCUGGCUGUUUAAGGCGCUCCGACGACAAGCCAAGGAGAGCAGUUCAGCGGGGACAGUCGAAGCCUCUUCGAAUGGGGGUUCGGCAAGUCCGACCGGAGAAAUUCACAACGCCAGUGCUGGUCCUCUUGUAUGUGCACCUGUUAAGUCGCCAUGAUGGCUGUGUCAAACACAGUAUUUGGCCGAAUUGGAAAUGCAGCACACUAAUGUUUCUUUU
Messenger RNA from Perkinsus marinus ATCC 50983, 781 nucleotides. RefSeq lists its product as hypothetical. The record is from RefSeq and is a predicted model, not a curated record. The coding region runs from base 5 to 721 and encodes 238 amino acids. The transcript has 9 exons. NCBI's taxonomy places the organism in Eukaryota, Perkinsozoa, Perkinsida, Perkinsidae.